GGGCGGCGCCGCCCCGCCCACCGCCGCGCUCGGGCCCGCCGGCAGACCCACCAUGGACCUGGUGCUGGAGGUCGCUGACCACCACCUGCUCACACCCUACGUGUACCCCACGGGCUGGCCAGAGGACGAGCCCUUCCGCCAGCUGCUCAGCCUCUUCGCCAUCACCAACCUCGGAGCACUCGCCCUCUAUCUGCUCUUCGGCACCCUCAGCUACUACUUCAUCUUCGACCAUGAGCUGAAGAAGCACCCCCAGUUCUUAGAGAACCAGGUGCAACGGGAAAUCAUCUACGCGCUGCGCUCCCUGCCCUGGAUCAGUGUCCCCACCGUCGCCCUCUUCUUUGCUGAAGUCCGGGGCUACAGCAAACUGUAUGACAACAUUGAGGACUCCCCCUACGGCUGGCCUGGAGUCUUCCUCAGCAUGCUGUCCUUCCUCUUCUUCACUGACAUGGGCAUCUACUGGAUACACCGAGGCCUCCACCACAGGCUGUUCUAUAAGCGCUUCCACAAACCCCACCACCUCUGGAAGAUCGCAACGCCCUUCGCCAGCCAUGCCUUCCACCCCGUGGAUGGCUUCAUGCAGAGCCUGCCCUACCACGUCUACCCCUUCCUCUUCCCCCUGCACAAAAUCACCUACCUGGGCCUCUACAUCUUCGUCAACGUCUGGACCAUCUCCAUCCACGACGGCGACUAUCGCGUCCCCCGACUGCUGCGGCACAUCAUCAACGGCUCUGCCCACCACACCGACCACCACCUCUACUUUGACUACAACUACGGGCAGUACUUCACCCUGUGGGACAAGAUUGGUGGAUCCUACAAGAGCCCCACUGCCUUUGAAGGCAAAGGCCCCCACGACUACAUGCGCAAGCUGCGGGAGAAUGGCUCGGCGUGUCCCAAUGGUGACACUGACAAGACCAAGUAGGUGUCCCCGGGUUGGCUGCAACCCCAACAGACUCUGUCUCAUCCCACCCCUCCUGAGCCUUUUUGGACAACAUCCCCCCAUAGAAGGAGUCUCCAUCUCCUCCCAUCGCUCGGCAGUUCUCAGCAUCCCAAACCCCUCUCUCCCCUUGGCCAAGAGGUGCACUCAUGCUGAUGUGCACACGGAAAGGAGGAUGCCACACAGUUACCUCCACUUCUACACCACACACCCACCACCCAUGGAUGCUCAUUCACAGCCCAUCUGAGCCGCUCUGGGACCUCCUCUGCUCGUGGGUGGGUCUUGGACCCCCCCCACCCCCAAACCCCAGCAUUCCCACCCCUCCUCAUGGCACACAGACACCUUAACGCUACUCAAAGCUGCUGCUAUUUGGACUUCUUGGAGAUACACAUGCCACAUUUGUGCCCCAUGUUAGCAUGUGCUCUCUCCAACCUGUAUGAUUGUGAGUACUGCCCACUCAGCAGGACACGUGCACUGUCAGCAGCUCCAAGAGCUCCAUCCCUGCUCCCAGAGCAGCACUCUCCAUCCUUGCUUCACGCUGCAAACCUCGGCUGCAAUGCAAACUCACCCCACUGCCAUCACCACCUGCGAGUCCAUACAGGGGCCCUGCACACAAACAGCAUUGCAAUACAAGCGUGGCAGUAACGGCACACGUCGUUGGGUCUCCAUCCAUCUGCACCCAUCACUCUUCCUCUGUGUGCUGCCAUGGACACUUGUGUGGCCAGCACGGGUCUUCCUGAUGGCUCCUCGGCUUCUGGACACACUGGGACUUCUUGGCACUGGACAAGGGCUCCUUCAUCUCACCUGAAGAUGCCACGUGAGAACUUAGCACGGAGGGGCACACCUGGAGAUCAGAGGUAGACAUUGAGCCCUUUGAGCUCACAGGGAACGUUAGGGGAGGGGAAGCAGGAGGGCUCAGAAGCUGGGGAUGGGGGGAGCUGUGGUUCCUGGCUGGUUUCCCCACCCCAAAAAGCCAAUGUGCUUCCUUUGGACACCUGACUGCCCUGCCUUUGGUUAGGCUGACCUUUAAUAAAGCUCAUUUGCCAACUUUGA
Messenger RNA from Gallus gallus (chicken), 1987 nucleotides. RefSeq names its product sterol-C5-desaturase (gene SC5D). The transcript has 5 exons. Gene Ontology annotation, molecular function: iron ion binding; oxidoreductase activity. The record is from RefSeq and is a predicted model, not a curated record. Bases 53 to 919 code for a protein of 288 amino acids. NCBI's taxonomy places the organism in Eukaryota, Metazoa, Chordata, Aves, Galliformes, Phasianidae.